This is a messenger RNA of Anneissia japonica, 8814 nucleotides long. Its product is annotated as tyrosine-protein kinase SRK2-like. The coding region runs from base 208 to 1788 and encodes 526 amino acids. Gene Ontology annotation, cellular component: extrinsic component of cytoplasmic side of plasma membrane. The record is from RefSeq and is a predicted model, not a curated record. The transcript is spliced from 8 exons. Gene Ontology annotation, biological process: cell surface receptor protein tyrosine kinase signaling pathway; protein phosphorylation; cell differentiation. Lineage: Eukaryota; Metazoa; Echinodermata; Crinoidea; Comatulida; Comatulidae. Gene Ontology annotation, molecular function: ATP binding; signaling receptor binding; non-membrane spanning protein tyrosine kinase activity.
UACAAUGUCGAUUGACGGAUUAAUACGAGAACUCCUCCUCCACACACCAUGAUCUUGCUUAGUGUAUACAAUCACUAGCUUAUUGACUUCCGCAUUUGUUUUGUCAUUUUUGCUUACAAUAUUGAAAUUAGAUGUUUGUUGUUCUGAUAUAAUCUACGUCUAAGGAGCAAAUUAUCCUCAGUGUAUAUCGUUACACAAUUAUUUGCGAUGGGUCUUUGUCACUGUUCGUGUGUAAAGAACCCAAGAGAUCCAUCUUCUCCUAGAAAAGGAGCUAGCCCGAACCACCGGUACGGCGGCGGCUCAAGCAAUCCAGCGUCGGUACACUCGCCAAGCCCAGCAAACAGAGGUAGCCUGCCUGGAUGGAAUACAAACUCAAGUACACCGAACCCAAGUCCGAUACAUUAUCCAAAUGCUAAUCUUAUUCCAGAUAAUUUGAAAAUAUAUAUUGCUUUAUUUGACUAUGAUGCUAGAACAGCAGAGGACUUGAGUUUUAAAAAAGGAGAUCAUUUGGAAGUUGGAAACGACACCGGUGAUUGGUGGCUAGCCCGGUCUCGUUCCUCAGGAAAGGAAGGAUAUAUACCAUGUAAUUAUGUAGCGAAAGUUCAGUCUUUACAGUCAGAACCGUGGUUCUUUGGGAAAAUUAAACGAGCAGAUGCUGAGAAGAAGUUAUUGUUACCACAAAAUGAUCAUGGAACAUUUCUAAUUCGAGAGAGUGAGAGCAGAAAGGAUGAUUACUCUUUAUCAGUGCGAGAUGGUGACACUGUGAAGCACUAUAGGAUUCGUCAACUAGAUGAGGGCGGGUAUUUUAUAGCUCGACGAUGCACAUUCCGUUCAUUAGCAGAAUUAACACAACACUACAUGCGAGAUCCAGACGGUCUAUGUGUAAACCUUAGAAGACCCUGUGUGUUGUUAGAGAAGCCACAGACUGUUGGCCUAUCAUACAAUACCGUUGACCAGUGGGAAAUUGCCAGGACAUCACUGCAUCUGACCAACAAACUGGGAUCUGGUCAGUUUGGAGAAGUAUGGGAAGGUCUAUGGAACAAUGUUACACCAGUUGCAAUUAAAACAUUAAAACAAGGAACAAUGAAUAAAGAGGAUUUUUUGAAAGAAGCAAUGAUAAUGAAGAAGUUACGGCAUCCAAAACUUAUUCAAUUGUAUGCAGUGUGUACCUUAGAAGAACCAAUAUACAUUGUAACAGAACUUAUGAUCAACGGGGCCCUUCUUGACUUUUUACAAAACAGUAAAGGGAGGUCAAUGAAGCUUGCAGAAUUGAUUGAUAUGUCAUCCCAGGUUGCAUCAGGUAUGGCCUAUUUAGAAUCACAGAAUUACAUCCACCGGGAUCUUGCAGCAAGGAACGUCCUCGUUGGUGACAACAACAUCUGCAAAGUAGCAGAUUUUGGUCUAGCAAGGAUAAUAAAGGAUGAUAUAUAUGAAUCACACGUUGGUGCUAGAUUCCCUAUCAAAUGGACAGCACCAGAAGCGGCCAACUACAACACUUUCACGGUCAAGUCUGAUGUGUGGUCGUUUGGUGUCUUGCUGUCGGAGAUUGUCACAUACGGCAGGUUGCCAUAUCCAGGCAUGACAAACAAGGAGGUACUAGAGGCUGUAGAUCGUGGUUACCGUAUGCCUUGUCCGCCAAGCUGUCCCGAGGAUCUCUACUCAAUAAUGUUGGAAUGCUGGAAGCAGAAUCCGAUCGAGAGGCCGACGUUUGAGACCUUGCAGUGGCGUCUGGAAGAGUUCUUCACAAUCGAUCCUACAGUUUAUCAUGAUCAGGGCGUUAUACGAUGAAACACUGUUAGCCAUUAGGCAACACGCUGUGUCCGAGCAAUGCUGAUACUACGACAACGGCAUGAUGUACUGACCGAAUAAAAAUUGUAAAGUAUUAAUUUGGUAAAAAAGAAGAAAGUCAACAUGGUAUAUAAGACUGAUUGUUGUGAACUUUUUAUACCAAUUUAAAAAUCAACUUAUAUCUUGUUGAAUAUCUUGUUCAUGCUGUCUGUGUUGUUCUUGAACAAUGAGAACAAUUUAUUAACUGAGCGUUCUGAAAUUAUUUAGCAUUUGUUUGUAGGAGGAAAAAGUAUUUUAAGUACACAGACAAUAUAUACACAACUGGUAAUUAAGCCUGUUAACAAAAAGAUGAUGGUUUGUUGACAGAAUAAAAUGUAUAUUUGGUCAUUUAUUAAUUGUAUUAGCUCAUAAAUUCUUCUCAUGUGAAAUGAAUUUGAUCAUAAUAAUCAAAUGGACUCUUUUCUUAAAGAAGUUUCACUGAUUAUUUUAUUAAUAAAGUAACCGCAUUACUUUUUAAGUUUGUGUACUAAUACAGAAUAUUCAGUGAAUAAAUAGUCAUUGAAAAUAAGGCUGUGAAUUUUUAAGAAACUUUUUCUGAAAUUUUAAAUAUUUUAAGUAGACACCUGAAAGAAAUUGUAAAAUAUUUAAAAUUGAUGUUAAAUUCCAUGUUAAGAAUUAUAAUAUAUGUCACUCUCAUGCUGGUGAUAGUUUUUUAAUGUUUUUUUUUGUAUAAGAAUGUACGAUGUGUAAGAUUUAUUCUUACCAUAGUUGCAACACGGAGGAAUAUCAGCUGGAGUUUCAGCAAGAAAAAUGUAAUAAAUUUUCAUGCUGAAUCUUCAAAAUUUAAUGAAAACAAAAACAAAAAGACCACUGUUCAUUUCCAUGCACUAAAGACAUUCCAGUUUUACACUUGGACAACAAAUUCUGACAUGGGUUGCCAAAUAUUUUAAUUUUCUUCAAUUUGUAUGCAUGCUUGUCUAGUGAUUGUACAAUAUUAUUGUAUUUCAAAUUUCAUAAAAACGCCAACAUAUUUGUAUUCUCUUAGCUGAGCUCCUAGGCCACUGUUGAAUAUUAUAAAUGAAUCCAAAAUUCUUCAUUUCAUCCCUAGAUUGUUGGGUCAACACUUCUUUCAGUUUAAUAAUUCUAUUCUCGCCUGUUUUCAACUAUAGAUGCGAGAUGUAUAGUUAUACUAGUACAGUAUCUGUUGACUAUUACCCUUGUUACAUGAAUUUUCAGGAAAAUGUAGUUUAAAAAAAAGGAAGUAUUGACAUAAAGUAGUAAUGGGUAAAAAUGUGGACGAAAAGUACUGUAACCCACGUGGAAGAAAACCCCAUUGUUGGGCUACUGUAUACAAUUUUCCAAAUUAGCAUAUUUUGUGCUCAUAAUGAAGAAAGCCUUGGAAAUUUUGUAGAUAGAUGAUGAAAUUUAUUACUGACUCAUUUUUACUUGUGUGAAUAGAGAACAAAUUUUAACCAUGAAUAAGAAACAGGAAAAUUUUAAUAAAAAUAAAAAUGAACAAAUUUUAGGCACAAUAUGACUUGUAUAAUUUAUAAUUUUAUUCUGGCGAAGCUGUAUAUUUAAAGUAGGAAGAUUGUUUAAUCCUCAUUGUAUUCAUUAUCAUUAUAUACAGUACUUAUUCUUUGUUAUUAGCAUAACACAUUAUUGAUCAUUUGAGUUGUGUUUAAGGAUAUAUCUAGGUUAGAAAGAGGCUGUGCCCUUGCAACUAAAAUUAUAUUAUAUGUUAUCAGGUGAGGCUUUUUGUAUACCUUGGUUAGCAAACUUGAUUUUAAAAUGAUUCUACAAAAAUCAUCUGGGCAGAUGACAAAAAUCAAAAUGAAAUGUUAUUGACAUAAAAGAAAAAGCAUGAGUUAACAAGUAUUGAGUGUGCCCUUACCCUUCCUCGAGAUCCCAUUACAUUUGUAUAAGAAUACGAUGUGGAGAUGUAAGCAUUUUCGACUGAGAAUUAAUUUUCUUAUCGAAAGAUAUAAUAGCUGUGGAGUGGGGGAUAGAAAUAUAGAAAGGAACAUUUAUUAUUUUCUGAAACAAUUUUCCACAGUGCAGGUGCGCUAACAACAGGCCAAAAUAUAAUUUUUUUGGAAUACUCUUUUAUCGGCUGAUGGUGGGUUUGCAAAACUUGGUACGGUAUAUACAGAUCUAGCCUAAAUUAAUAUAUUAUUAUGUAUCUGAUUCAUAAAUACAACUUGGUAGCACACUUUUAACUACAAAUAAAUGAAAGCAUGUGAGCCAGUUUCACUGUAAAACAUGAUUUUAUUGCUGGCCGCUAUGGAAAUUUGCAAUUUAGUCAUAUAUAAUAGCUACCUUCCGGCACAUUCUGGGUAAGACGGUUUCUGUCAGCCUAGGGGAAUAAGCUAUGGUGGUGGUUCUGGAGGUGCUUAAAGAAAUUGGCAGUUUUGGGCCAUUUUAAAUUCAUGGUCAUAUAUAAAAGUUACAGUGGUGGCUAAGAUAGUUUCAGUCAGGGCCCAAGGGGGAUAAGCUCUGGUGGGGGUUCCGAAAGUGCUUAGAAAAAUUGGCAGUUUUGGGCCAUAUUUUAAAGGGCUCAACACUUGCAUUUUUAAAAACUUUAAAAAGGAAUAAGAAACGUUAAUAAUAAAUUGACUUUGUAUUCCCUGUUCUGCCAGAUUAGUACCAGUUGAGCUACCACAUAGGGAGGGGGGACUGUGUAAAAGGUCACAAAAUUCUACUUUCCAUAAAUUGGUUUUAUGAAAUGGGGUUUAUUUUCUAUCCCCAUUUACUUGAUGGAACAACGCUUUAUAAAAUUAGUGUCUAUAUGAGGCUUUGGAAAUGGAGUUAUUUUUAGUUGUGAAAAAAAGUUUUGUUGUAUUUGAAUCCAAGACCCUUGGAUUAGAAGGCAAUCAUCUUAACCACUAAGCAAUAAUACUCCACUUCACUGGAUGUAAACUCUCUGUUUAUGACCAAUUACAAGUUUUCUUUGUUUGAUUCUGUACUUCGAGAGUGAAGUAAACAAAACUAAAAGUGUUUACAUAUUUUAUGAAACAAUUAUUGAUAAUAAUUUACAUAAGCAAAAGAAAUGUUUACAUCCUUGUUAAAUUGACAUGCACACUAGUUACUGUUUAUGUUAAAUUCAUGGCCUCCUCCCUCUCUGUUACCUUUAUUUCCUAAAGGGUUACUUUUACUGAUGUUGAAACAUCAAUAAACAACCCCAUUUUAUUUUGUGGCUAUGUUCAUUCCACUCCACAUGUAAGGAGAAAAGAAAAUUCAUGAGUUUGCAAGGGAUGCAAGUUGGAAGGUGUCAGUUCCAGAACUUUCUAAGCACAUUUAAUUUUGUUUUGCUUUGCACGGUGAUAUCCAGGAGACAAUUGAUAAUUAACAGUAGUAAAAGCAUGCAAAUAUGAAUUUGCAGGAGAUGGAUUAUUUUCUAGGAGAUUUUUCUUGUUUGCAGGAGUAAAGGAGGUAUUUCCGAAUUUGUUGAGACUCCCUUGUGGGACUCCUGGAUUUACAGUUGAAGAAAUGGUGGGAAAAUACAUUGAUAUUGAUUAAACGUGUGUGUUGAAGCCAGUAAACAUGUACUGUACAUAGUAUUAACUGGUACCAAUUUAUAGCUAAUGAAACCUUUGGUAUUCAAACUCAGAUUCUAGUCUAUGCAUUGUAUUUAUUUGGUAUUAUUAUUACUAUUAGUAAUAUAAUUUUUUUAAAAUUGUUUAAUGAUGUUAUAAUGUCUGCUAUACCUUAAAUAUUAUUGUAAAACUUGCAUGUACAAUACUCAAACUUCCAAGAUAGUCUGUAUUGUUUAAUGGCAAUUAUUAAUUGAAUAUAGAAUCCAUGUUUCUUAUUUAUUGAUUUAACAGUAGUAUUUAAUUUCUUAUCAGCUCAACCUCCAUAAGCACCUUAGCAACAAUUUAAAAUUUUUGUAUAGGCACUAUAUAAAUUGCAAUUGAUUAAAUGUAAUAAUAUUAUACAGUAUAAUGCCUAAGUCAAUUUCUUGUAAGAAACUUCCAUCCAACUGUAGUUUUUAUUUAUUUUUUGUUGAAAUAGGCUCAUUAUUUUUCUUUGACUGACUUUUUUCUGAAGAAAAAGAAAAGAAUUACAGACUUCUCAAGUUCUACAAAACUUUUCCAUAGUUGUUUUGUCUAAUCAUGGACGUACGGAAAUAUCUAAAAUCCAGAACAAUGAUUUUUCUAUCAGGACCUUUGUUUAUGUUUUCCCUGUAAUACUCAGACUUGUCAGAUUACUGAUAAAUUUUUGUGCUAUUAACAGGCUGGUAAAAUUUGGACACCUGUACCUGCAUGGUGUGGAGUCAUUCAAAUGCUGUCAACAAACUUAACUGGCCGGUCAGAAUGUGUUAUUUAAUAGACUGACAUUGGCAACAAUGUCUAAGCUUAGCGUAUUUGUCCUUUUUGCUUCGUACACUGUAUCGGCAUCUUACACUAUGUUCUCUAUGAGCUGAAUCUAUGAACUACCUGUUUUCAAAUAAACUAAUUGUAAUGGGGCUAACCAUUUUUAGCAUAAUUUUUUCCAAGCAUGUUAAUCCUGCUUUGUAGGUCAAUUUUUUUUUUUUUGUUAAACAUGAAUAUAAUAUAAUAUAUAUAUAUUUUUUUUGUUACACCUUUAUGUUUAUUAUACAAUUUAUGCAACAAACUGGACAGGGAUUCCUGACAAUGUGCUCUGUUUUAUUAAUUCCUUUAUGAUUAUUAAAACUUUAUUAAUGUCUUUAAUUUUAACUUAUGUAUUUUACAGUAGAUCAUUAUGAUUAUUUAGGUUCUUUAUGUAAAAGAAUCUCUUUGCUAUGUCUUUCAGAUGUUUUUAAUAGUGGUGCAUGUAUCAGAAUCAAAGACGACUACUGAUGAUAAAUAAGUAUAUAAAACUAUUGUGUCAUCACAAUUUCUAUCUGUAAAUUAAUAAUUAUUUAUUAGGUCUUUAUUGUCUUUUUCCUCCAAUUUGAUACACAAAUCAACACUACUAUGAAAGCGUUGUUUUUGUUUUUAAGGAUGUUGAUGUCUUGGGUUCCUGAAGUUACCUUUUGCUUCCAAUUGUAUGAUGUAACUAGAGCAUAACAUGUGCAACAAUGAAGGAACAUUUGUACAAACUGUACAAUUUUAUUGUAUCUUUAUAGAGAUUAGGUGCACAUGGAGCUAUUAUUGUUCCAUGAUGCGGUUAAUGAUCAGAAAAUGACUGAAGUUUGUAUUGAGAUAUGACAUUAACCAAUUGGCCAUCCUCAUACAUAUUUGUUGUAUGGAAUCGAUUUGAGGGAAGAUUUAGAGAACUGGCAGAUGAUAGGCUAUUUUCUACCUGAAUAUUCAAGAAGGGCUCUAGAACUGCGUAGAUUUCAAACGCUGCCCUCUGUGUGGGCACAGUCAUUACAUUGUUACUAUUGUAGAAGAUGUUAAUUUUGUUUAUUAACUGUGUCCAAUAGUGUGCAUUUUGGAAGUGAUAUGGACAAUUGUACUAAGUUUUGGUGUGGAAAAUGUUGCCAGAUUUUAAACUUUUUAAUUGAAGAUUUAUUUAUUUUUGUUUUAAAAAAACAUGUGACAUGCCUAAAUAUGGUUAUGUGACAUCACAUUAUAACCUUAUAUAGGCACGUCAUGACUAUAUAUGGGCAUACAAGAAAAUUUGAUAAUGUGGACACCAGCUUAACUGGUCACAAAGACUGAGAUCUUAAAACUGGUUUGUUUAAGCAUUAUUUUGUAUUGUUAUACUGGAAAUUUUAUUAUUUGAUUAUACCAAAAAUUGUAACCAUUACAUCUUAAUAGUUUCUUUAAUACUUCUUGGUAUUAUUAUUAUUAUUAUUAAUAUUAAUUUUCUUUGCAUACAGUACAUAUUUACAAUUAUGUUUAUUAAGUGUUCAUUAAAAAUGUAUUACCUCCUGAUAAUGAAAUUACUAUAAAGUCAUCUUUAAUGUUUAAAUAAGCUUUUAAUUGAAAAUUAGAUUUGGGAAGAAAUACCUGCUUCUAUGUUUUUUAAUGUAAAACCUUAAAUUAGCUGGAACCGGUAAUCUGAAACAGGUAAUCAGUAAAAAGUAUGUGAAUCAGAAAACACCUUUUUUUUUGGUCUGUGUCUCAUCGUAACUUAUUUGGAUUUGAUGAAUUUUGAAGGCUGUUCCAUACUUUGUAACACAUGAUAUAUCUUUAAACCCUAAGUCAUCUAUGGAGUAUUUACAAUUGCAUGGUGACUGGCAUGGGUGUAUGUUUACCUCCUCAACCAAUUUAGGUAUGAAUGACCUCGUACUCGUAGGGAAAUACUGUAGAAGGUUACGUUUGCACUUCUGACUCUUGCCAGACUUGAACAUGUCAGGGUGUCCACACUAGGGGGAAAAUGCCUGGAAGUAUGCGCUGACAACACCAUACCAACCCUUAAAUAACAAAACAACAUUUUCUGAUUGGUCAACAUGUUCACAUAGAGCUGAACAGAGAAACACCAGACAUGAGCAGUUUUGUGUGCACCAGCACAAGCUCAAGCCACUGUUGACGCGCUUAAAUUAUUAUGCGACUCAUGCUUUGGUGCAUGUCAUGUAAAUAAGGAAGAAAUACAGUAAAGUUGUAGAUCUUCCUCAAAAACUGUUUGAUUCGCUGAAUGGGUCACCGGCAUGUUUUAGUUUGCAAUAAAAAGGGAGGAUUACAUUGUCAAUAAUAAUAAUUGUGGAGGCACCCAUGGUGCCACAGGUGUGUACGUAGUUGGAAUCAAAAUGUUGAAGUUAGUAGCUGAUGGAUUUUUGGGUAGAUUGUUGGCCUGUAAAUUCAGCAAGGUUAUUAGAUACCGUAUUGUUUAAAACUGUGGAUAAAAGUGAAAGCUGGCAUAACCAUGUUAGAAUAAAUUGCAAGUCUGUAAGAACCUUCUGAAAAUGUAAUUUUUUUUUUCGUAUUUUGUCUGGUUAAGGGGAAAAUCAUUUGGGUGGGGAACAAGGCCAUUUGGGUGGGGAGGAUGGAAAGGAUAAGGCCAUCUGGAUGGGAUCAUAUUUCUCAUUCACGCAAGGUAAAUAAGUAAUGUGUGAUGAUUUCUUUGAUGUGUUUUUUGAAAUUUCCAAUCAUUAAAAGCACAUUAUAAAAUUGA